AAUGAUAAAGACCCGAAGGCUGUAGUCAUUUACCCACUGUAUCAAUUUAAUUUUUUGAUUGUUUCGUUGUUCUUCUAGGCUGCACUCGAAUCGGGGGGAGCAGAGUCGACGUCAACACAACCCCUCACUCAAGCCAAGAGCACAAAUGCAACCUCGUCAUGAUUUACACCAAUAGUCGAACACUUUUGGGACGUCUCUUCUACUUGGCAGUUUUUGGUCUCAUAGUCUUGGGCUCAUGUCUGGUUUACUUUCGCCCCAACUUCCCGACGGAGCCAUUAAACGCGUUGCAGCCACAAGCGACAGGAGCCACCUGGGUGGACAGCAGCAGCCACCGAGUCGAGGCAGCCAUACCCCCGAUUGUGCACUUUGUGCAGCUGAAAAAGGACCAGGGAUCCCCGCUCCACUUCACGUUCGAAGCCUUCCUGGCCCUCUAUGCCGCCCACAUCCACGUGCGCCCCACCGCCAUCUACAUCCACCACGACUUCUCGGAAGAGGAAGUCGCAAACGCCUCGGCCCACGGCUCGUCGUGGACCAAGAGGGUCCUGACCUCGCUCCCCACCGUGGUGCGGCUCAACCGCGUGACGGCGCCCACGCGCGCCAACGGCCGCGAGAUCGAGGCCGUCGAGCACAGGUCCGACUUUGUGCGGCUGGAGCAGCUGCGGCGCCUCGGCGGCGGCGUCUACCUGGACUGGGACGUCGUGACGCUGCGGCCGCUGGCGAGCCUGCGGGGGGCGGGGUUCCGCGCCGUCGUGGGCCGGCAGUUUGACGCCUUUGUCAACAACGGCAUCAUCCUCGCGGCCGCGGACUCGGCCGUCGUGCGCAUCCUGCACCGCGAGAGCCUGCGCGUCUUUGACGGCGGCUGGAUCACCCACAGCGUCGACCUGCUGACCCGCGUGGCCAACGCGCUGGCCGCUGCCCCGGGGGAGGUCCUGAUCAUGGACUUCAAGGCCUUUUCGCCGUUUUCGUGGGAGCAGGAGAGCGUGAAUCAGCUCCUGGCCCGGCACCCAGGGGAGGCCGUGCCCGCGCCGGAGGCGGGGGGUCGAAAAGAGUCGGGGGACGUCACGGCGGAUGCGCUGUGGGAGGACAAGAUGGCGGCGAGCGCGACCGGGGCAACCCCCAAGUGGGUGUACGACUUUAGCGACGCGGUGUUUCUGCACAAGAUCUUCAACUCGGUCGAUCCGCCGCCGGGCUACAAUGGGGUCAAUGUGCCGUACGUGCUGGCCAGAGAUAGCAAUUACGCGGUAGCGACUUGGGAGAUUGUCAAGAAGGGGAUAGAACAGGGACUGAUCGACGCCCGUGAUGAGACUUAUUGAAAUAGAAUAGAAAAUGUCAUUUUGUUGUGUACAUAGCAAGUGGGGACAGAAAAUCGAGACACCAAAGCGUCCAAACAAAUAGCCACCGUAAUAUUAAGAGCAAAAAUGUUGUAAACAUGUAUGGGAG
Pyricularia oryzae 70-15 is the source of this 1440-nucleotide messenger RNA. RefSeq lists its product as uncharacterized. The record is from RefSeq and is a predicted model, not a curated record. The transcript has a single exon. The coding region runs from base 159 to 1313 and encodes 384 amino acids. Lineage: Eukaryota; Fungi; Ascomycota; Sordariomycetes; Magnaporthales; Pyriculariaceae.